Lodderomyces parapsilosis is the source of this 1008-nucleotide messenger RNA. It is a transcript of the gene TRY4, whose product is annotated as Try4p. The transcript has a single exon. Gene Ontology annotation, molecular function: DNA-binding transcription factor activity, RNA polymerase II-specific; RNA polymerase II cis-regulatory region sequence-specific DNA binding. Gene Ontology annotation, cellular component: chromatin. Lineage: Eukaryota; Fungi; Ascomycota; Pichiomycetes; Serinales; Debaryomycetaceae. Gene Ontology annotation, biological process: regulation of transcription by RNA polymerase II. The record is from RefSeq and is a predicted model, not a curated record. The coding region runs from base 1 to 1008 and encodes 335 amino acids.
AUGGCUUCAUCAGCACCAACUUCUCCAAUUAUUGCAAACUUAUUGUCAGCAACAAACAACAACAACGACAACACCACUGAAAGCAAACAACAAGAGCAGCAACGUACAACCAAUGCAAAGAGGUAUCGUCGCCUGUCAUCGAUGUCAAGCAACUACAAUGACUACCCAUCCACAAGUGCCUCCAGUUCUAUUCGUAAUAACGCCAAUACCAAUAACUACACAGCAUCACCUAUAAAUACGACAACGUCGAACAAUUCCUCUAGUUCACUAGAUUCAGGAGCUUAUACCACCACAUCAGAGGAGGAAGAAGAGGAAGAAGGAGACGAAGGCGAGGAGAGAAAUACUACAGCACAUGCUAAUGACGACACAUCUUCUACAUCAACAAGCAGAACGAAAAAACUCAAAGUUGACACCAAAAACUUUGGAUCUAAGACAGCUUCUGGUCAUUCACGUAUAUUUAAUUGUAAAUUGUGUCAACGAGCAUUCACUAGGGAAGAACAUUUAACGAGACAUGUUCAAUCCACCCAUAAUAAAUUGAAACCAUUCGUAUGUGGCAUAUGUACCAGACCUUUUUCAAGACGAGAUUUAUUACUUCGACAUGCUAAAAACUUGCAUGAUGGUAGUGAAAAAGCCAUAUGUCGGAUACGGAGAUCUUACAAGAAUAAAAGAAACGAUGAGAAGGUGAAGCUUUAUGUGGAUCGUGGUGGUCUUCUCGGCACUGGUCCUGGUCUUCUUGGUGGUGAAGGUAACAACAAUUCAAGACUCGAUGGAGUCAAUGAAUCUGCUAGAUAUGGUUCAAUAAGUGACGAAACUGAAGGAUCAGAAGAGGAUGAAAUGGAAAAGGAGGAACAUAUUUAUACAAACAGAAAAGUACUACCCUUGUCCAGUAGCAACGAUAACCGUCAUCACACAGCAACUUCACCCACGUCGAAUGGACUAGGAUCACCUAUUGAUGAAUCACCAGAAACAAAACGAUUAAAAAUGUCAGUCAACAUGUUAGUUAGUUAG